AUGGCAAGAAGAGUGUUUAAACGGUUCACCGUUUUGGAGCUUGUUCUCAUUGUUCUUCUGAUUGUGCUGUUCAUCAUUGCCGUUGUCCUAAUUGUGCUUUUAGCCAAUUCUACGGGACCAAAUGCCUUAAAUGAUAACACGACUAGUGUGCCAGGCUCUACGACCACAAGGACCACUGUUAAUUCUCCUGAUUGUCCAGUACUAAAUGAAUUGGAACGGAUAAACUGCAUCCCUGAUCAGACACCUACAGAGGCCAUUUGUGACCAGCGUGACUGCUGCUGGAAUCCCCAGGCAGGUAUCAAUGUCCCUUCCUGCUACUACUCCAAGAAUCAUGGCUACCAAAUCGAUAGUGAUGCAGUAAACACAAAUUCAGGAUUCACAGCCCAGUUGCGAAAUCGCCCAUCUGCAUCCGUGUUUGGAGAUGACAUUGAAAACAUCCUUCUCACAGCAGAAUACCAGACAUCCAACCGUUUCCACUUUAAGUUCACUGACCAAGCCAAAGCCAGGUAUGAAGUGCCCCACGAACAUGUGCAACCCUUCAGUGGAAAUGCUGCCUCUUCCUUGAACUACAAAGUUGAGGUGUCCAAACAGCCAUUUAGCAUCAAAGUCACCAGAGCAAGCAAUAAUCGUGUGCUGUUUGACUCAAGCAUUGGGCCCCUCCUGUUUUCAGAUCAAUACCUGCAAUUCUCCACCCUCCUGCCAAGUACUAAUGUAUAUGGUCUAGGGGAACAUGUGCACCAGCAGUACCGGCAUGACAUGAAUUGGAAGACCUGGCCCAUAUUUGCUAGAGACACAAUCCCCAAUGAGGAUGGAACUAAUUUGUAUGGUGCUCAGACAUUCUUCCUGUGCCUGGAAGAUGACAGUGGGUUAUCCUUUGGGGUAUUUCUGAUGAACAGCAAUGCCAUGGAGAUUGCCCUCCAGCCCACCCCAGCAAUCACAUACAGAAUUACUGGGGGUAUUCUGGACUUCUAUGUGUUCUUGGGAAACACACCUGAGCAAGUUGUUCAAGAAUAUCUAGAGCUCAUUGGACGACCAGCCCUGCCUUCAUACUGGUCACUUGGAUUUCACCUCAGCCAAUAUGAUUACGGAAGCCUGGAGAAGAUGAAAGAAGUUGUGGACAGAAACCGUGCAGCACAGCUCCCUUAUGAUGUUCAGCAUGGUGAUAUCGAUUACAUGGACCAGAGGAAGGACUUCACGUAUGACCCAGUGAAUUUUAAAGGCUUCCCUGAGUUUGCUAAGGAUUUACACAAUAAUGGACAGAAACUUGUCAUCAUCUUGGAUCCAGCCAUUUCCAGUGCCUCUUCCUCAAGCAAUCCUUAUGGCCCAUAUGACAGGGGUUCAACAAUGAAAAUAUGGGUGAAUGCUUCCGAUGGCAUAAACCCACUUAUUGGACAGGUCUGGCCUGGAAUAACUGUAUUUCCGGAUUACACCAAUCCCAGCUGUGUUGUUUGGUGGGCAAAAGAAAUUGAGCUUUUCCAUAAAACGCUGGAGUUUGAUGGAAUCUGGAUUGAUAUGAAUGAAGUCGCCAACUUUGUUGAUGGUUCAGUUUCAGGAUGUGCAAAAAACAACUUAAAUUAUCCCCCAUUCACUCCAAAGAUCUUGGAUGGGCACUUAUUCUCUAAGACUCUCUGCAUGGAUGCAGUUCAGCACUGGGGCAAGCAGUAUGAUGUCCACAACCUGUAUGGCUACUCCAUGGCCAUUGCUACAGAAGAAGCUGUGAAGACAGUGUUCCCUGAUAAGAGAAGCUUCAUCCUAACUCGGUCUACCUUUGCGGGCUCUGGCAAGUUUGCAGCCCAUUGGUUAGGAGAUAAUACUGCCACCUGGAAAGACCUUCAGUGGUCCAUCCCUGGCAUGCUUGAAUUCAACCUCUUUGGAAUCCCCAUGGUGGGGGCAGAUAUAUGUGGCUUUACCUUGGACACAUCUGAAGAGCUCUGCAGGCGGUGGAUGCAGCUGGGGGCAUUUUAUCCAUUUUCCAGAAAUCACAACGGCCAAGGUUACAAGGACCAGGACCCUGCCUCCUUUGGAGCUGAUUCCUUGCUGUUGAAUUCCUCCAGGCACUACCUUAACAUCCGUUAUACACUGCUGCCUUACCUCUACACUCUCUUAUACCACUCCCACAGCCGUGGGGACACGGUAGCCAGGCCCCUUCUGCAUGAGUUCUACAAGGACAGCAACACUUGGGAUAUACACCGACAGUUUCUAUGGGGGCCAGGCCUCCUCAUCACUCCUGUUCUGGAUGAGGGUGCAGAGAAAGUGACGGCAUAUGUGCCUGAUGCUGUCUGGUAUGAUUAUGAGACCGGGGGCCAAUUGACAUGGAGGAAGCAAAGCGCUGAGAUGGUACUUCCUGGAGACAAAAUUGGACUUCACCUUCGAGGAGGCUACAUCUUCCCCACACAACAGCCAGGCAUAACCACAACAGUCAGCCGGAAGAACCCUCUUGGCCUUAUCAUUGCCCUGGAUGAGAACAAAGAAGCAAAAGGCGAGCUGUUCUGGGAUGAUGGAGAAACAAAGGAUACCGUGGCCAAAAACACGUACCUUUUAUGUGAAUUUUCUGCCACCCAAAACCGAUUGGACGUGACUAUUUCAAAAUCAAACUACAAGGAUCCCAAUGAGUUAGCAUUUCAGGAAAUUAAAAUCCUUGGGACACAGGCAAUUCGUGAUGUUACAGUGAAACAGAAUAAUGUCCUCAGUCAAAUGUCUCCUCAAAUCACAUAUGAUCCUAACAUGAAGGUUGCCAUCAUUACAAAUAUCCAUCUUGUUCUGGGAGAAGCAUACGUGAUGGAGUGGGAGGAGCAUGACAUAAGAGAUGAGGAAAAAAUAGACUGCUAUCCAGAUGAGCAUGGUGCCUCUAAGGAAACGUGCACUGCCCGUGGCUGCGUCUGGGAGGAAUCCAGCUCUUCCGGGGUCCCCUUUUGCUAUUUUGUCAGUGAUCUGUACUCAGUCAGCAAUAUACAGGAUCAAUCCCAUGGGGUCACAGCUGACAUCUCCUUAAAAGCAUCUCCAUAUAGCCACGCGUUCCCGUCCACACCAGUCAACCACCUCCGACUGCAAGUGACCUACCACACGGAUGAAAUGCUGCAGUUUAAG
Nannospalax galili (Upper Galilee mountains blind mole rat) is the source of this 3087-nucleotide messenger RNA. RefSeq names its product maltase-glucoamylase, intestinal. Gene Ontology annotation, molecular function: alpha-1,4-glucosidase activity; carbohydrate binding. The transcript is spliced from 25 exons. Gene Ontology annotation, biological process: carbohydrate metabolic process. The record is from RefSeq and is a predicted model, not a curated record. NCBI's taxonomy places the organism in Eukaryota, Metazoa, Chordata, Mammalia, Rodentia, Spalacidae. The annotation marks the transcript as partial.